Messenger RNA from Bufo gargarizans (Asiatic toad), 4975 nucleotides. RefSeq names its product E3 SUMO-protein ligase KIAA1586-like. Lineage: Eukaryota; Metazoa; Chordata; Amphibia; Anura; Bufonidae. The coding region runs from base 714 to 3233 and encodes 839 amino acids. The transcript is spliced from 7 exons. The record is from RefSeq and is a predicted model, not a curated record. Gene Ontology annotation, molecular function: SUMO ligase activity. Gene Ontology annotation, biological process: protein sumoylation.
AGCGUGGCUGUGUGUGUGUCAGCCAGUCUUCCACAGUGCUGCCGCCCUCCCCCCGCCCCCAGCCUCGCAGUCAUGGCAACAAAGGGGAGUGUCUUGAGAGUGAGCAGCGCCGCGAAGCUGCCAGCCCAGAACAGAGAAGGAGAGAGGAGUCCUCUCACUGUCUGCAGAGUGCCCUAGUUGCUGACAGUCCACACCCCACACACAGCCAUGAAAGAUUGAAGAGCCGGCCCCUAGCCUAACAGAAAGGAGUCUGGACAGGUGUGUCUUAUAAGGCGGAAUAUAGGUUCCUCAAGCCAGCGAUUGUUUGAGGCAGAGAGAAGAUAGGAGGACCACACAGAGGAGAAGCCAACUGCUGCUGACGGGACCAGGGCCAGGCACAUUACAGGCAUUUGCUCUUCUGCAUUCUUUGAAACCUAUGAAGGAUCUAACUACCACUGAGCAAUAUAGUCCAUUUUCCAACGUCAUUCGUCAUCAACUCCAACCUGAACAGUUCUAAGGACUCUGACCUAAUCAUCGAAAGCAGUACAUGAGUUCUGCACUACAGACUGUUACUGCAGAGAAGGACCUACAGCUAUAGAUGUCACCCUAGGUCAUAAUUCAAGCUUGCUUAGCUUUCCUAUAGGAGACAUCACCAUCUGUAUCACUUCAUUAAUAUUGUGUGAAAUUGGACCUUAUUUCUGAAUUAACAUCUGAUUGUAGCUGUCAAGAGUGAUAUGACUGGUUGUGUUCAGCAUUACAGAUUUUUCAGGGUCAUCGAAUGUAUACCAAGACCUACAUGGCAACAUUCAGCAUAUGUCAUUCAAGUUCCAGGAUUUGGGCUACUUAAGAUUACCAUUUGCUACUACUAUGUAUUGGAAGAAGCUUACACAGUGCCAGCACACACUGAAGACACCUCAAGGUUUGAUCAAACCUUUUAUUAUCUGAAGAAUAUAAACAAAAUGAAGAGACAAGCUACACUGUUUAGUUUUUUCGAUUCAUCCAGAAAGAAAAAAACAAUACAGUCUCAGGAAUUGGACUUGUGUGUAAAUGACAUUAAUAAUAAUGUUGUAGCUAACACUGAGAAGGAUGCUGUUCUUAAUGAAAAUACUAUAUAUGAAAUUGACCAUGAAGUUCCAAUGGAACUGGUUGAUAGGCAUGAUAUUGAAAGUGUUGUUGGCAAUGAUGAUGGUACAGUUUCAGAUGUGUUAACAGUUGAAGAGGCAUGUACAAGCACUAUAUCAUGUUGGUCCAAAAAACAAUUUGAAUAUUUUAGCAAGUUGUUUCCAUGGAUCCAGGUUAAAAAUGGAAAAUUAGGUUGCAAUGUGUGUAGUAAGGUCAGAGGGUCUUUGGGAAUAGAAAAAGCUAAGGCAUGCCAUGUUUCAGAGGAGUGGAGUAACUUUUUAGUAAAACCAAGUGGCACCCUCAAAUUGAUUCAGCAGGCCUCUGUUCGCAAAAAAAUUAGAGAGCACAGUGUUUCUAAAUCUCACAAUAAAGCAGAGAAACUUCAGAAUACCGCCAAAAUUGGCAUAUUAACAACAGCAAUGGACAGGCUCAAUGAGAAAGCUAUAGCUGCGACAAUUCAUAUUUUUAAUAUAGUAUACAGUUUAGCUUUAAAUAAUAAGCCUAUGGCUGACAUAGAAGGAGAAGUUCAAUUGCAGAAAAUUAAUGGUGUGGAUGUUGGAGUAGGCCUUCACUCAAGGAAAACUGCCAUUACGAUAAUUCAACAUAUAUCCUCACAAAUAAGGAAGGCUUUAUUUUCUAAAAUUGCCAGUUGUAAGAGCAAAUUAUGUGUCAUAAUUGAUGAAUCCUCAACUGUGGCACAGAAAAGUGUUUUAGUCAUCUAUAUUCGUUGUGAGCUUUCAACACAUCAGGAUCCUGUCAAUGUAUUUGUGGAUCUUAAAGAGCUUGACUCAACCACUGCUGAGGUGAUAACUGAAACACUUUUCAACUGCUUAAGUGAAAAUGGAUUUGAUAAAGAUUAUUUACAAGAUAAUCUGAUAGGAUUUUGCUCAGAUGGUGCUAGUGCAAUGCUAGGUAGCAAGUCUGGGGUUGCAUCUAGAAUUGUAAGAGAAUUUCCAAACAUAGUCAUAUGGCACUGUUUGAGCCACAGGGUUCAACUUGCUCUUGAUGAUGCAAUUAAUUCUGUAUCCCAAGUUAAUCACUUUAAAAUGUUCCUAGAAAAAAUAUAUAGCAUAUAUCAUGUAUCUAACAAACAUCAGUUAGAGCUUCAUAACAUAGCAGCAGAUCUAGAGUUGGAGAUAGUAAAGAUUGGUAGAAUCCUAGGUCCUCGGUGGGUGGCUUGUAGUGCUCGUGCUGCCAAGGCAGUAUGGAGAGCGUAUCCAGCUCUGUAUAAGCACUUUUCGAAUUAUAAGAAUUUCUUGGGAAUGAAGAAAAAAAUGGAAAACUUGUGUUUCCUAAAAGAUCUCGCUUUAAUGAUCGAAAUUCUUGAGGAGCUCUCCCUUUUAUCCCUUGCUUUACAAGACCGGGAUGUUUCUCUUGUCAAAGCAGACAGACUUCUUUGUCGGUGUAUUAGGGCCCUUAAAAACCUAAAAGAAAAUCCAGGGAAGCAUGAAGUUCAGAUUGAUACAAUGAUUAGAACAGAGCCAUUUAAAGAUAUUCCUUUCCAAGUGAGUGCUAAAAACACUGGUCUUCCAAGAGCACAGUUAAUUCAGAGCGUAAUAGACAAUAUGAAAAGUAGGUUGUUUUCCACUGCAAAUACAAGACAAAUGGACAGUGGUACAGUUGUCCAAAACGCAAGCCGCUACAAAAAGUUAUUGUCCUUGUUCUCUUUACUUGAACCCAAUUCUUGGCCAUCUGACCUCACACUAUCUCCGUGGCCAGAAGGGGAAUGUCAAUUAAGACAGUUAAAUGAACUGAUAAAAUGUAACAUUCCAGUUAAUGAUUUCCGGGAUUACAUAGACAACAGAUAUUUUUCAGAUUGCAGCCUGCCACCCUCUAUUCAACAAGCCAAGAAAAUUAUUCGGGUCAUAGCUGUCAGUAGCGCUGAAGCUGAAAGAGGAUUUAGUAUCAUGAAUAACAUUGCCACACAUGAAAGAAGCAGACUUACAGUUUCUAAUAUAUCACAUCUUAUGACAAUCAAAAUUCUUGGCAAACCAAUAUCAAGCUGGGGUCCGGAAAUAUAUGUUAAGUCUUGGUUACGGAGAAACCACCACACUGCCACAGACCUCAGAGUUAAAAAAAAGGCAGCCAAACAAUACGAUGAAAAUUCCACAGCUAUUUGGUCUUUGUUUUAAUGGGAUAGCAAUGGAGUUUAUUUGUGACACUAAAACAAGCACACCGUAGCUGCAGGAGUGACGUCACGAGCCGGCUCCAGAACGCGCGCACGCGAUCCCUUACCACUAGCAGUGCAGCGCUACCGGCCAGGGCGCUAGCAGCAUAAAAUAAGUUUCUCCCACAGCAUAGCCGCUAGUCAGCUGCAGCAAAAAUCUAACCCUGAGGUGUGCUUUGAUCGGGCACACAGCGUAAAAUCAGGUAAUACAGCUGUAUAGACCAGAUCUAAGCAUUUGUACAGUCUUUAUCUGCAGUGGUGGUUUGUUUUCCUUGUUUUUGGUACUGGUGGUUACCACGUGUGCAAAUUCUGGAGUUUAUUUGUGGCUUGGGCAUUUCCUCAUUGCCUGCUGAUAUAAUCUCUGUAGAAAGUGGCAGGUAAUAGUUCUGAAAGAUCUCAGUUCUUCUCCCUUUCAUUAUAUGCUAACACCUGACAACUUGUGUUUAUGGAUCACUAUAUUCAGCUUACCUUAUGCUUGUUCAUCCUUAUAUAUGUAAUCAGCGGUAGUUAUCCUUCAUAGGCACUUAUCCUACCACACCACAUUCAUGUACCCAGCUUGGCCCUUGGGCAGUUCAUUUCAUGUAUUCAGCUCAAUUUUUGGGUGUGUGAUUUAACCGUUCAGUUUCUUUUUACAUGUAUGUAUUCAGCUUGGCCCUUGGGCAUUUAACCUUAUGUACUCAGCUUGACUUCUGGAUAUGUAAUGUAAUGUAUUUUCAUACAUAUAUUUGUAUCCCACCAGGGUGGUGCUUUUUCUUUCUCUGUCCACCUUGUCUCUUUAACAAUGUUGAUAUUUAGUACCAUUUUUAACAUCGAAUGUGCUCCAGUUAUUUUAUAGUUUUUUUUUGCUGUGUUUAGGGAGCAUACACUCUAAUUAAUCUUCUUUGAGUAGUCCUGUAAGCCCGGCCACAACUAUUUAUGUUGCGCCAUGACUAAUGGCAGUUUAGGCAUGUGGGUUUAUUUUGCAUUGGUUUUCUCUGUAUUAAUGACUGGGAGUAGCAGAGCUGAGACCUGGUUGUAGCUUGGCCAGUCCUCAGUUCUUCUCCCUUUCAUUACAUGCUGACACCUGACAACCUGUGCAGCACUGGAGAGUCCAGUAGAUCUAGCUGGUGAAGUGUACUGCAUGGCAUGUCUGGUGCCACCAGGUAAUGACUGGGAGUAGCAGAGCUGAGACCUGGUUGUAGCUUGGCCAGUCCUCAGUUCUUCUCCCUUUCAUUACAUGCUGACACCUGACAACCUGUGCAGCACUGGAGAGUCCAGUAGAUCUAGCUGGUGAAGUGUACUGCAUGGCAUGUCUGGUGCCACCAGGUAAUGUCUGGGAGUAGCAGAGCUGAGACCUGGUUGUAGCUUGGCCAGUCCUCAGUUCUUCUCCCUUUCAUUACAUGCUGACACCUGACAACCUGUGCAGCACUGGAGAGUCCAGUAGAUCUAGCUGGUGAAGUGUACUGCAUGGCAUGUCUGGUGCCACCAGGUAAUGACUGGGAGUAGCAGAGCUGAGACCUGGUUGUAGCUUGGCCAGUCCUCAGUUCUUCUCCCUUUCAAUGGAUGCUGACAGAUUUUCUGUAUGUAAUUUUACUGUUGUUUCCAAACCAUUAUCUUUAACUUUCUUUUGAUGAUACAUCAUCAGCCAGCUUUAGUUUUUGAUGGAAUUCUGUCAAUGUGUUCACUAGAUAUCACAUACUUGAAAUGGCACAUAAUGUUUGUGUUGUA